ACCUCGGCGGUGGCCCGAAGCAUGAUGGGCUGUCACGACCGUACGUACGAGUUCCUGGUCCGGUACAGCGAAAACCUCAGGGAGACAGAGGAGAGCAUUCGGUCCAACGUCCGCAUGUUCAUCGACGACGUGAGCGGCUGGGGCAACGAGAUCGGCCUGGUCACCCGCGAACUGCGGACGGCGCUCUCUAGCGGCUCUCUCCCCCCAUCGUCGGCCCGGCGUACCCAGAGUGCGGACACGCUGCCCUCCCCGACGCCCGCCUCCAGUGACGCGAACCCGCCCGGUCCCCGGCCUCCAGUCGGCGUCAAGGACCUCGAGGACCGGCUACGGCUGCUUGUGGCCAAGGACCGCGGCCACCACAAGCCACCGGGACACUACAAUCCGGAGCAGGGCAUUGACACGCCGUUCCGACCGCAAAGCUACGGCAUGGACCGCGAGAUGGAAGACACGGAUGUCUACAACGCCACCAGGGAUCCUAAUUCCAGCAGCACUCGCGGGAGCGUCACUUUCCCGUCUCCGUGGUAUCCCGAUCGGCCGCCGAGGUUCGCGAUGUCCGAAGAUCGGGUGACGGAUCCUAAGCUCAUUCUCCUUGAGCGUCUAGGGAGACAUCUGACACCGAAGGGUCCCUCGGGGCAGCCUACACCAGAUGGUCCUCUGGGGCACCCGACACCUGAGGGACCCUUGGGCUACUCGACAGGUUCCUUGGGACACUUGACACCCGAUGGUCCCGUGGCACAGCCGCCACCGGACGGUCCCUUGGGACAACUGACAUGGGAGGCACAGAAGCCGGACGAAGCACGCGAGCAGCGACGAGAGGCGAUCGAAUUUAAGGGAGAGUCCACGGAGCAAGAGACGAAGAUUCUGGGGGACUCCAUCAGCCUCGGACAGCUGGUGGGCUUCACAGAGGACGGCAGCACUAGCGCGGCUUCGAGGAACAGCAACCUCGGCUUCACUCCCCAAGCAGAUGGUGCGGAGACCCGGCAGGCGAGAAGAGAGCAGGAGUACGACACUUGGGGACCGUCGCAGAGUUCCGAAGGUGUUGGGAAGCGGACUCCGGAUCAGCCACCGAAAGACGCGGAGAGCAACUAA
This is a messenger RNA of Ixodes scapularis (black-legged tick), 1089 nucleotides long. RefSeq names its product collagen alpha-2(V) chain-like. NCBI's taxonomy places the organism in Eukaryota, Metazoa, Arthropoda, Arachnida, Ixodida, Ixodidae. The transcript has a single exon. The coding region runs from base 22 to 1089 and encodes 355 amino acids. The record is from RefSeq and is a predicted model, not a curated record.